UCUUCUGUCGUUUCUCCUCCUCUCCCCUCACCUGACGUUCUUGCUUUUCUCUCCCUUCUCUUCUCUUUUUCCUGCCACCGCCCUCUAGGAGAGAGAGCGAGAGAGAGCAAAAGAGAGAGAGAGGGAGGGCACAUUUCCGUCGGUGAGCCGGCACACUAUCUGCACGCGCAGGAGGGAACUGAACAUUUCUCCUGGACUAACAUUACUGCAUACAGAGGACAGAAGAUAGCCCUCUGAAAUAAGACCGCAGGGGCACAAGAGAGGGAGAAGGGGGGAUACGGACAGCGGGAGAGAAAGACAAGCAGAGAAGGAGGGAAAAAGAGGAGAAAGGAGAGAGGCUGGACGGCAGAGCUAUGCCGGGCAGGAGCGAGCGGACUUCCGUGGCCCUGGUGCUUUGCGCACUGGUUCUGAUAUCCGGAUCAGGAAGUGCCCGUCGGAUCAGUAAGAGGGGGCUCAGCCAAAAGGUGGGGGACAGACCGGAUGACUACGAGUACCCAGGUCAGACGUCUCAGCACCAGAAGAGUGACCGGUGCCCGCCUCCACCCCAGAUGCUUCCGGAAAGGGCGUGCGAGGUGCCCAGCUGCCGCUCCGACUCGGAAUGCGAGCGCCACAAACGCUGCUGCUACAACGGCUGCAUCUACGCCUGCCUGGAGUCAGUGCAGCCUCCGCCAGUUCUGGACUGGCUGGUGCAGCCCAAACCUCGGUGGCUGGGGGGAAACGGCUGGCUCCUGGACGGACCGGAGGAAGUCCUGCAGGCGGAGGCCUGCAGUACUACAGAGGAUGGGGACGAGCCGCUGCACUGCCCUACAGGAUACGAGUGUCACAUCAUCAUCCCUGGGAACCCAUCCACCGGUGUGCCCAACCGUGGCCAGUGCAUAAAACUGCGAGGAUCAUCUGAUGGCCGGAGUUUGAGACACAAGUACUUCAAAGACUACAAGGACGAUGCUGGAACAAACUCCAACAACGCUGUUGGGUAUGAGAAGCACCACCACAAACACCUGGGAUAAGGAAGACACAACGGUACUCUCUUCCAUGGACUUAUAGCACUAUCAUCCUCAAUUAACCCCCACAGCAGUGGCCUACUGAAGCCUCUCCUUCCCCAAAUUCAACUCUGCGCCGGUCUGGAAAACUUCUGCCUCGGCAAACUCUCCUUCAACCAAGAGAAGUCUUCGUCCUCACAUUCAAAACCAAUACCACCCAUCCUCUGCAGUCCCAAACGAUGCCACUCCCUAACCAUCAAGCACCCACAGAUGUUCUGUCAGCCAUCUUGGCCCUGGGGAUUUUGACUGGUUCGCAAUGGUGUAAAACCCGAAACUGGCACAGGCUACAGAAAAGCCUGGUAUAUAGGUGCUUUAUAACUACAAAUACGCCUGUCUGGAAUAUAUACAAUGAAGAUCGUAUACAAACCUGGUCCUACCUCUUUGAAAGAGUCUAAAAUGGACAAUGCUGCUUGGCAAAGACACUCAAGAGUAUGCAGACAGUAUAAAAUACACGCACAUCCACACCACUAGCCUUAUGUUUACAUAAAAAAAUGGAGAAAUCCAAGAAAUGGUAGCAUAGUGAUAAUCCAUGCAUGUGUACACAGAAGCAACCUAGAAUAAAACUGGGAAAGCAGCCAGUGUUCUAUAACGCAACACCAUUUCGCCAUCAAACAUUUCACAAUGUCAAAAACCUUAAAAAACAGCUGACUGAAGACUAGGGCUGCAUUCCAGGUGCAAAACAUUUUGCUUAUGAUUUCACCUUGAAGCUCUACUUGCAUUAACGGUUUGCAGGGUUGAGAUAUUCCUUCCCCUUUGAUGGAUGUGCCAGUGGUGCCCUGCUGGAAAACACAGCUCAAGCUAGGUUUUGAAACAGCUGGUAGUGGUUGACCAGUUCAGACCAGCUCCCAGCUUGACAUGGUUUAACUGGUUGACCAGUUCAGACCAGCUCAAGCCAUGUUUCAAACGGCUGGUAGCUGGUUGACCAGCUCAUACCCAGCUAGACCAGCUCAUGACCAGCUCGAUUUUCAAGGUGGUCAAUCUGGCCUAGCUGUAUUUUACAGCAGGGAGUGCUCUAGAACUGGAUGUUUGAUGCUACUCUGCUUCAGGUUAUAAAUCAGCUUGAAUUCAGCCCAGCUCUCUUCUCAUCAGGAUGAAAAACGGGACCAAAAUGUGGAGAGCUGCCAUAUGCAUAUCUUGUAUUUUACUCUGCAAAGAGCCGGUAUCUUUUGAUUGGUUCAACAAGUCAAUGACUGACAGCGAUCAGCUUCCCAUUAGUACCAUGCUAGUUCAGGCCAUUACAACAUGCAACACUGUCUUUCUGAAGGUAUGUGUACACAUGUGCAGAAACUAAGGUCCCUGCUUUUCAGAAAUUUCAGUCGAGGAACAAAUGUAAUGUCAAACACCCCCCUACCACCCUCCCCUCCCCUCAACAAGCCAGGUACAGGCUCGACAAAGACUGUUUAGAAAGUCUUUACAGAUUUUAGCCCUUGUUUUUGUUAUGACGCAGCAUUUGUCCCUGUCUGCCCUAACCCUUCAAAGACGUGUCUGAGACUGUUCAGACAACAGGACAGCAGCCUACCUCUUUACCAGCUCUAGCCAUCAGGAAGCUACAGGUAUCACCAGAACAAAGGACUCUGGACUAUAACAAGCUAUUAAAGUCCUCCAGCUAAAAAGGAUUAUUAAAAAAAACUAAAACAGGUGCUACAAUAUCCACUGUGUUCUAAAAUAAAAGCUGUACAGAUA
Conger conger (European conger) is the source of this 2723-nucleotide messenger RNA. RefSeq names its product WAP four-disulfide core domain 1 (gene wfdc1). The record is from RefSeq and is a predicted model, not a curated record. Gene Ontology annotation, molecular function: peptidase inhibitor activity. The transcript has 7 exons. Gene Ontology annotation, biological process: regulation of cell growth. Bases 354 to 1007 code for a protein of 217 amino acids. NCBI's taxonomy places the organism in Eukaryota, Metazoa, Chordata, Actinopteri, Anguilliformes, Congridae. Gene Ontology annotation, cellular component: extracellular region.